GAAGGAGAGAGGGGAGAGAGAGAGAGGACAGCUGGAGGAGUGGAGGGAGAAAGAGGGUGACAGAGAGACAGAGAGAGGAAGAGAGUGAGAGAGAGAAAGUCCAGGCCCAAAUAAAGCCAUGGGGGCCGGGGCUGGGCUGGGCACCCCUUUGCUAUAAAUACGCUGGCCGCCUGGAGGUUCGGGUUUGGUGGUUGGGGCUUAGGACUAGCGACCACCUCUGUUGCUGCAGUCUUCCUCAGGAGAGUCUCCUCCUUAUACUCAUCAUCCUCAUCAACCUCACUCUUGUCAUCGUUCUUCUGGCCAGCCAAGAUGCCUCGUGUGGACUCAGACCUCAAGCUGGACUUUAAGGAUGUCCUCUUCAGACCCAAGAGGAGCAGCCUGAAGAGUCGCUCAGAGGUGGACCUUCAGAGGACCUUCACAUUCCGCAACUCCAAACAGACCUACACCGGCAUCCCCAUCAUCGCUGCCAACAUGGAUACCACAGGGACGUUUGAGAUGGCACAGGUCCUCAGCAAACACACCCUCUUCACAGCCGUUCAUAAACACUACUCUGUAGAGGAGUGGAAAAAUUUUGCUGCUACUCAUCCAGAAUGUGUUGAGCAUGUUGCCGCCAGCUCAGGCAGUGGCGUUGCAGAUCUGGAGAAGCUGUGUGCCAUCUUGGAAGCCGUCCCCGCCCUCAAGUACAUCUGUCUGGAUGUGGCCAACGGCUACUCUGAGUACUUUGUGGAGUUUGUCAAGACGGUCAGAGAACGGUUCCCCAAGCACACCAUCAUGGCUGGUAACGUGGUUACGGGGGAGAUGGUGGAGGAGCUCAUCCUCUCCGGUGCUGACAUCAUCAAAGUGGGCAUCGGACCAGGGUCCGUGUGCACGACUAGGAUCAAGACAGGAGUGGGAUACCCACAGCUCAGUGCUGUAAUAGAGUGUGCAGACUCAGCCCACGGACUCAAAGGACACAUCAUCUCUGACGGUGGCUGCAGUUGCCCAGGAGAUGUAGCAAAAGCCUUUGGUGCAGGGGCUGACUUUGUGAUGAUGGGAGGAAUGCUCGCAGGCCACGACCAGUGCACCGGAGAGGUCAUUGAGAAGAACGGCAAGAAAUACAAACUCUUCUACGGCAUGAGCUCCGACACAGCCAUGAAGAAAUAUGUGGGUGGAGUUGCUGAGUAUAGGGCGUCUGAGGGGAGGACAGUGGAGGUUCCCUACAGAGGAGAUGUGGACAACACCAUCCGUGACGUGUUGGGGGGCCUCCGCUCCACCUGCACCUAUGUGGGCGCCGCCAAGCUCAAAGAGCUGAGCAGGAGAACCACCUUCAUUCGUGUCACACAACAGUCCAGCCAAAUGUUCAUUUUGUAAGGCACACGUAUACACAGGUUGCAUAAUAAGCAAUGUAUGCAGAGUUUAAAUGUGCAAUAGUAGAACAGUGGUGUAACACAUCCAGGAGAACGCCGCAAACACACACCCACACUUCUACAUUAACACCCCAACCUGUUUCUCUCAGGAUAUCUGCUCUCAGAAAGCUGUUAGUUUCCUGCAGGUUGUGAUUAAAAUGAACUCAAUUAAUUCUCAGAGAAGAAACACAGCACUCGAAUCAACUUAAUCCUACAGCCAGUGCGGUUACAUGCUUAGAGAAACCAUAGCAUGCUAUUGAAUGUAACAGAUUACAUUUUUUUCAAUCGGUCGCAAGAGAGCAGGACGACUGAAGCAUGUGUACUUCAGUUCUGAUGUUUCAUAUAAGCUCUUCUAACGUGUGUGUAUGCAGUAGUCGAGAUAUUUCUUGAUUAACAACAGCUCGGGAAUGAACAAGAAUGUGAGCUCUGUGAAACACAUCACAUGUCAACACACUGUGCAGGAGGAGGCUGAUACUACGUGCUAAGAUCAUUUGAAGAAACUAUUCUGCUCAACUGAACAUUGAAAUGAACGUGCAAAUCAAUAUGCAAGACUCAAGAGACGUCACCCUUUAACUGUCACUGGAGAAAUCAUGCCGCAAUAAAGUGCAUGAAGAGUCCUGCAAUUUACUCAGUGGUGUUCAUUGUUUUUUUUAAUCAUAUUCCCCGAUGACCGACAACAUAAUUGUGUAUCUCUCCCGAGGGUCUGUGUGCAUGUAUUUUGGGUGUGUCAGGAAUAUUGAGCCAGCCGAACACGAUGACCUCUGGAUUUAUGCAUCCCAAACAUUUGACAUACUUGAUUUACGCUGCUGUGCAUAUAAAACAGUCACGUUUAAGUCCUCUUCCUUGGUUCCACUGUGCCUGACAUUUUAAAUCAAGGGCAUCUUGUGGCUUCUACUACAUUUGGAGGUUGUGCACUUUAUGUAAGAAACUUCAGGGAAAGGUCAUUGUAAGG
This is a messenger RNA of Cottoperca gobio, 2337 nucleotides long. RefSeq names its product guanosine monophosphate reductase (gene gmpr). Gene Ontology annotation, molecular function: GMP reductase activity. The coding region runs from base 310 to 1350 and encodes 346 amino acids. NCBI's taxonomy places the organism in Eukaryota, Metazoa, Chordata, Actinopteri, Perciformes, Bovichtidae. Gene Ontology annotation, cellular component: GMP reductase complex. Gene Ontology annotation, biological process: nucleotide metabolic process. The record is from RefSeq and is a predicted model, not a curated record. The transcript is spliced from 9 exons.